Messenger RNA from Tachysurus vachellii, 1545 nucleotides. It is a transcript of the gene ccnb2, whose product is annotated as cyclin B2. The transcript has 8 exons. Gene Ontology annotation, cellular component: cyclin-dependent protein kinase holoenzyme complex; nucleus; cytoplasm. The record is from RefSeq and is a predicted model, not a curated record. Gene Ontology annotation, molecular function: cyclin-dependent protein serine/threonine kinase regulator activity. Lineage: Eukaryota; Metazoa; Chordata; Actinopteri; Siluriformes; Bagridae. The coding region runs from base 121 to 1275 and encodes 384 amino acids. Gene Ontology annotation, biological process: mitotic cell cycle phase transition; regulation of cyclin-dependent protein serine/threonine kinase activity.
GUAUUUGAAUCGUCGAAGGGUCGCAUUGUUCCCACUAUCAUUUGUUUUUGAACGCUUGAAGAGUUUGCGGCUAUUUUCUAAGGUUUUAAACUCCAACGAUUGCCGUCUACAGUAGUUACCAUGGACCUCCGUGCUGUUCACCGUAAUGCAGAGAACCCAGCACUACUUGGUGGCAAGGCUGGGGCUGGUAAUGUUGGUGUAAGGAGGGCUGUCCUGGGUGAACUGUCCAACUUUGCUGCCAAACCUGCAAAGACAACGAAGGGUGUUAAGUCAGCAGUUCAUCCAGCUGCUGUGCAGCCUAAACGUGUUCCAGUUGUACCAGAGGUCAUUCCUCCUGCUCCUGCUCCAGUCAUUCCACCAGUUCAGGCUGAUGUCUCCAUGAAGGAGGAAGAUGACCUGUGCCAAGCCUUUUCUGAUGUGCUCUGUCCCAUUGAGGACAUUGAUGGAGGUGAUGCAGAGAUCCCACAGUUAUGCUCUGAAUAUGUGAAGGACAUUUAUGUGUACCUUCGUAUCCUUGAGGCCCAGCAGGCAAUCCGACCAAGAUACAUGGAAGGUUAUGAGAUCAAUGAGCGCAUGCGUGCUCUUCUGAUUGACUGGCUCAUUCAGGUGCACUCAAGGUUCCAGCUGCUCCAAGAGACUUUGUACAUGACUGUAGCCAUCCUUGAUCGGUUCCUACAGGCCCAACCAGUAUCUCGAAGGAAGCUGCAGUUGGUCGGCGUCACUGCAAUGCUGCUUGCCUCCAAGUACGAAGAAAUGUAUGUCCCAGAAGUUGGAGACUUUGCUUACAUUACGGACAACGCUUUCACAAAACCCCAGAUUCGAGAAAUGGAGAUGCUGGUUCUCAGAGAGCUGAACUUUGAACUAGGACGCCCACUGCCUCUUCACUUCCUGAGGAGGGCUUCAAAAGCUGGAAAUGCUGAUGCGGAGAAACACACCCUUGCUAAAUAUUUUCUUGAGCUGACCCUGUUGGACUAUGACAUGGUUCAUUACCAUCCAUCAGAAACUGGUGCAGCUGCCCUGUGUCUUGCUCAGCUUGUGCUUGAUGGGCAGAAAUGGUCUCCUACACAGGAAUACUACACCACCUACAGUGAGGCCCAUCUGAAGCCCAUAAUGAAACACAUGGCCAAAAAUGUGGUCAAGAUUAAUGAGGGACUCACUAAAUAUGUGGCUGUGAAGAAAAAGUACUCAAGCAGUAGGCUAAUGAAGGUCAGCCUGCUUCCUCAGCUGAAGUCUGCACUCAUGAAGGACAUCGCUGCCCCUAUGCUCACCUCUUGAGUGUUUCACAGAUAAUCAACACUGCCAAUCUGCACUUUAUUCCUGAUCAGCCAUUGGAAAUGGACUGCUGCUUUAAGGAUCCUUUGUGUAUAUAUGUGCAAAUAAACGACAGGAUUUUUACCUUUUUAUGAACAUGUACCACUUACAAUUCAAGUUCAUUCUUUUAACUAAUUUUACUGUUGCAUUUUGACGUUUUUUUUUAGAUGUUCUUGAGCUGAAUUUUCUUAAGAGUUGAUGGAACAUUUCAAUAAAAGUCCAAAUAUGUUUGAA